Messenger RNA from Octodon degus (degu), 1560 nucleotides. RefSeq names its product bifunctional apoptosis regulator (gene Bfar). The transcript is spliced from 7 exons. Lineage: Eukaryota; Metazoa; Chordata; Mammalia; Rodentia; Octodontidae. Gene Ontology annotation, biological process: proteasome-mediated ubiquitin-dependent protein catabolic process. Gene Ontology annotation, molecular function: protein binding; ubiquitin protein ligase activity. The record is from RefSeq and is a predicted model, not a curated record. Gene Ontology annotation, cellular component: nucleus. The coding region runs from base 488 to 1513 and encodes 341 amino acids.
UCCGGCGGGAGUGGCCGCUCUAGGCAGCGCGGAGGUCGCAGAGCGGAGGGCUUUGGGGCGUGAGCGCGGCCUUUCCUCUAUGGUCGCGGGCUGGGGGCGAGCGCCGCGCCGCCUCCUAGGUUACCUCCGGAAGUGAAGUCGUCGCCUCGCCUUCUUCUUCCGCGGGGGCUCGUGCGGGGGGCUAUGGCCGGGAUGGAAAGAAUGGAAUGACUUUCUUAUACGGGUGACUAAAGAAGCAAACAGGUCACUGCAGUGCUCUCCCCUCCUGAUGGCUGCCCUGCAGAUUAAGCUAUGGAUAAGCUCUCUACUAAGCCAGACAAACAAUUUUCAUUCCAAAGGAGGCCAUAUCCACCUUCUUUACUUCCAUAGAUAGCAUCACUCAGAGACUGUCCCUGUUUCCUUUCAUGAUUUUCAGAUUCCAUGAUGCUUUGUAGCAGUUUCCUCAAUCUGAAAUUUUCCAUGUCUGUGGAUCCCAAAAUUUGCUGAGAUGGAGGAUCCUCAAAAAAAUGACCCAAACAUUGUGGAUCCAAAAAAAGAUGACCCUCUUGAAAACACUUGCCCUCAGAUUUCUGUCAGUGAAUUCUCGUGCCACUGCUGUUAUGACAUUCUGGUUAACCCCACCACCCUGAACUGUGGGCACAGCUUCUGCCGGCACUGCCUUGCUUUGUGGUGGGUGUCAUCGAAGAAAACGGAGUGUCCAGAAUGCAGAGAAAAAUGGGAAGGCUUCCCCAAAGUCAACAUUCUCCUCAGAGAUGCUAUUGAGAAGUUAUUUCCUGAUGCCAUUAGAAUGAGAUUUGAAGACAUUCAGCAGAAUAAUGAUAUCGUCCAAAGUCUUGCAGCCUUUCAAAAAUAUGGGAAUGAUCAGAUUCCUUUGGCUCCCAACCCGGGCCGAGUCAAUCAGCAGCGAGGAAGGGGCUUCUUUUCUGGAGUGCUCACAGCUUUAACUGGUGUGGCAGUGGUGCUGCUUGUGUAUCACUGGAGCAGCAGGGAAUCCGAGCAAGACCUCCUGGUCCACAAGGCUGUGGCCACAUGGACGGCAGAAGAAGUCGUCCUUUGGCUGGAGCAGCUGGGCCCAUGGGCCUCCCACUACCGAGACAGGUUUUUAUCGGAAAGAGUAAACGGAAGACUGCUUUUAACCCUGACAGAGGAAGAAUUUUCAAGAGCACCCUAUACCAUAGAGAACAGCAGCCACAGAAGAGCCAUCCUUAUGGAGCUGGAGCGGGUCAAAGCACUAGGUGUGAAGCCUCCCCAAAAUCUCUGGGAAUAUAAGGCUGUGAACCCAGGCAGGUCCCUGUUCCUGCUAUAUGCCCUCAAGAGCUCCCCGAGACUUGGCCUGCUGUACCUGUACCUGUUUGACUACACGGACACCUUCCUGCCCUUCAUCCACACCAUAUGCCCUCUGCAGGAGGACAGCUCUGGAGAGGACAUCGUCACCAAGCUGCUGGUAGGUAUGCAGAGUGGUUGGGGUAGAAUCAUGCUGCUGUCUCUCAUUGUGGGUUGGAGAUGUGGCUAAAGGCUCCUGUGAGAGCAACAGGCAGGUAUCCUGUAACUUCUGCAGGG